Messenger RNA from Wallemia ichthyophaga EXF-994, 2751 nucleotides. RefSeq names its product 26S proteasome regulatory subunit rpn-1. The coding region runs from base 1 to 2751 and encodes 916 amino acids. The transcript has 6 exons. Gene Ontology annotation, biological process: proteasome-mediated ubiquitin-dependent protein catabolic process; regulation of protein catabolic process. Gene Ontology annotation, molecular function: enzyme regulator activity. Lineage: Eukaryota; Fungi; Basidiomycota; Wallemiomycetes; Wallemiales; Wallemiaceae. The record is from RefSeq and is a predicted model, not a curated record. Gene Ontology annotation, cellular component: proteasome complex; proteasome regulatory particle, base subcomplex; nucleus.
AUGACGAAAGAUUCGAAAGUCGCAGUUGUAGAUCCAAUAAAAUCAAAUGAUGCAGAUAAAUCUGAUAAAGUUAAUUUAAAAGACAAGCAGAAGCCCCAAGAUGAGGAUUUGUCAGAGGAAGAUUUACAGCUUAAGAAUGAAUUGGAAAUGCUGGUUGAUAGGCUUAAAGAGGAUAACAAAUCCCUAUACAAGCCGGCACUUGAAUCGCUGAAAACAUUCAUAAAGACUGCCACUUCCUCAAUGACUUCAGUUCCAAAACCACUUAAGUACCUCCGGCCACACUACCCAGAUUUGCAAAACUUGUACGAGAAUUGGAGUGGUAGUAAUGAGAAGUCUCUUUUCGCUGAAAUUCUCUCUGUCCUCGCCAUGACUUAUUCUGAUACAGGCAAGCGCGAAACGCUGCUCUAUAGAAUACACGGCCACUGUACAGAAUCACCUGGCUCUUGGGGACACGAGUAUGUCCGUCAUUUGGCUGCUGAAAUCAGCGAAGUCUAUCAAUACCUAACCCUCCCACCCGGUGAAGUCGGUCAGACUGUCGAAGAAGAAGACCCAAUUAAACCGUUCAGCAAGGCCUUAGAAGAGCUACCUCCUUCGCUUUCUCAGCCACCAAGCCAAGAUCAACUUCUUGAUUUGGCUAUGGAAUUGGUUCCUUUCUUCUUGAGACACAACGCUGAACCAGACGCUGUCGAUCUCCUCCUCGAACUUGAAGCCAUUGACAACAUCAGCAAACACGUUGACAAUGAAAACUACCAAAAGACUUGUCUUUACCUCAUUUCUGUUUCUCCUUUCUUAGAACAACCCGAUGACACUCAGGUUUUGAGAGUUGCCCACAAUCUCUACCGCGCCAACCAGCGUUACCCAGAAGCUAUCGUUUUGGCUAUGCGUUUGAACGACAGAGAUCUCAUCAAGUCUGAUUUCAAGUCUCCUUCCAGCAAGGUAAUGCAGAAGCAGUUGGCCUUCUUGCUGGCAAGACAACACGUUCCUAUUGAGUGGAUCAAGGAUGAGGACGAGGAGAUUGAUGGAGAGCUCUUUGAAUGUCUCUCCAAUGUAAAACUUCCAGAGUAUUUCAAAGAAUUCGGCAAGACCCUUGGUAUUUCUGAACCUAGAUCCCUCGACGACGUUUACAAGACUCAUCUCGAAACCCGUAACGUCAGCGUCGAUUCAGCUAGAGGUAAUCUUGCUGGCUCAUUCGUCAACGCUUUCGUCAAUGCUGGUUUCGGUAAUGACAAACUCAUGGUCGAUGCCGAUGAGGGUAACAGUUGGAUCUAUAAAAACAAGGAUGAUGCUAUGCUGUCCGCUACUGCAUCUCUCGGUGUGUCUCUUUUGUGGGACCCAGAUGUCGGUUUGAGUCACAUUGAUAAGUACACUUAUUCCAACGAAGAUCAUAUUAAGGCAGGUGCAUUCCUUGCCACUGGUCUUAUACACAACGGCAUCAAAACAGAAGUCGACGCACCACUCGCACUUUUAUCUGAACAAGUUGAAAGCUCAUCUAUUCCAAUCAAAGUAUCAGCCAUUAUGGGAUUAGGUUAUGCGUAUGCUGGUACACAAAGAGAAGAUUUAAUGGAAUUGCUAAUUCCUUACGCUGUCGAUGAAACACUGUCUAUGGAAGUCGCAUCAGUUGCUAUACUUGCACUUGGAUAUAUCUUCGUUGGAAGUUGCAAUGGUGAUGUAUUAUCAUCAAUCUUACAAGCUAUCAUGGAAAGAGAUCCAAAGUCAUUAGAUGACAAGUGGACUAGAUUCGCAGCUUUGGGUCUUGGAUUGGUCUUCGUUGGUGCAAGAGAUAACAGUGAUGUUAUAGUAGAGACAGUCAAGACAAUAGAUCACCCAUUUGCAAGAUAUGCUGAGACGAUGAUUGAAAUAUGUUCAUACGCAGGCUCGUCGAAUGUGUUGAAGAUUCAAGAAAUGCUGCAUAUCUGUUCAGAGCAUAUAGAUGGGGAAAAGUCAUCAGAUUUACAUCAAUCAUUUGCAGUAAUUGGUAUAGCAGCUAUAGCAAUGGGAGAAGAUAUAGGUGCUGAGAUGUCGAUUAGACAGUUCAACCACUUGAUGCACUAUGGAGAGCCAGUGAUUAGAAAGACAGUACCAUUAGCACUUGGACUUAUAAGUGCAUCACACCCACAGAUGCAACUUUUGGAUAGUCUUAGUAAAUAUUCGCACGACAGUGACCUUUCAGUUGCAUUCAAUGCUAUCUUUGCAAUGGGAUUAGUAGGUGCAGGUAGCAACAACGCAAGAUUGGCGCAGAUGCUUAGACAAUUAGCAUCAUACUAUGCAACCGAGCCAGACUGUCUGUUGAUGGUGAGAAUAGCUCAAGGAAUGAUCCAGAUGGGUAAGGGAAGUAUAGGAAUCAGUCCAUUCCACACUGAUCGCACGCUUCUUGACAAGAAUGGAUUCUGUGGUUUAUUGUCGACACUGAUCGCAUUUACUGACGCAAAAGGAUUCAUACUUGACAAGGCACACUGGAUGUUGUACAAUCUGACCAUGUCAAUGUAUCCACGCAUGGCAAUCACGCUCGAUGAAGAGCUCAACGUACUCAAGACCACGGUGAGAGUUGGACAAGCAGUAGAUGUUGUAGGACAAGCAGGAAAACCACGUACUAUUUCAGGAUUUCAGACACACGAGACUCCAGUUAGAAUGGCUAAUAAUGAAAGGGCAGAGUUGGCUUCUGAUCAGUAUCUGAGCUAUAACCAUGUGCUUGAGAAUGUAGUGAUUCUGCGUAAAAAUCCAGGCUGGGAGGAUGAUAAUAUGCAGAUAUAA